CAUGUACUGAUUGAUUUAGUUCUGACUUAGGCAACGUGCUGUAAGGUGAUACUACUUUAAUCAUCUUCACAUGAAUAUUUAUGGUAGCCACCGGUGCCUCAUCCUUUAGUAGGACUUAAUUAUACAUUUGUUGGCAAAAUAAUCAUCUCAUGUGUUGUCACAGAAAUGGGAUAUUAUAAGUAAAGUGAGUACAGAACUGCCGCUAAAUUUGUUCCUUGUAGUCACUCCAUGGAUUCCUUUGGGCAACCUAGAGCAGAAGCUAACCAGUCAGUAGUGAGCAGAAUGCAAAGGAAAUACUGGAAAACUAAACAGGUCCUCAUCAAAGCCACAGGGAAAAAGGAGGAUGAGCACGUGGUGGCAUCUGACGCAGAAUUGGAUGCUAAACUCGAGGUUUUUCACUCCAUUCAAGAGACAUGCACUGAACUUAUGAAGAUAGUUGAGAAAUACCAGCUAAGACUCAAUGUUGUAUCAGAGGAAGAAAAUGAACUAGGGCUCUUUUUGAAGUUUCAAGCAGAACGAGAUGCAACGCAAGCUGGCAAACUGAUGGAUGCCACUGGCAAGGCACUCUGUUCAUCAGCCAAGCAAAGAUUGGCCCUGUAUACUCCCCUGUCUCGUCUUAAGCAAGAAGUAGCCACAUUCAGUCAAAGGGCGAUAUCCGAUACCUUGACGACAAUUAACCGCAUGGAGCAGGCACGCACGGAGUACAGAGGGGCUCUGCUGUGGAUGAAGGACGUGUCCCAGGAGCUGGACCCAGACACCUUAAAGCAAAUGGAAAAGUUCAGAAAAGUCCAGAUCCAAGUGAGAAAUAGCAAAGCUUCUUUUGACAAGUUAAAGAUGGAUGUUUGUCAGAAAGUGGACCUACUUGGAGCUAGCCGCUGCAAUAUGCUCUCCCAUUCACUCACUACCUACCAGAGAACGCUGCUGGGAUUCUGGGAGAAAACAGCCCGAGUGAUGUCCCAAAUCCACGGGGCCUACGUUGGCUUACAUCCAUAUGACUUCGUGGCCCUCAAGCAGCUACAAGACACUUCGAGCAAGCUUGAGGGAGACCACAAAGAAGAACACGUAGAAAGCAGUCCACUCACUGAAACCCUCAGCAGGUUAGUUUUGUCAGAUGAGGAAGUGAGCUUGAGAAGUGAAUCAGUUGCAAAAGAUUUACCUGGAGAUCCACUGGAAGAUGAUUUUGAGAAGGAGUUCUCAUUUCUGAACAACCUCCUAAGUCCUGCUUCUUCAAGUUCUAGUGAAUUCACUCAAGAAUGCCAGACUGCCUUUGGGAGCCUCACAUUCCAGGAGCCUUCCGUGGGGUCCGAGCCUCUUGCUCACCCCCAACGAUUCCUUCCUUCCCACCUCUUCGACCUUGGCCUUCAUGCUGCUGGAGCCUCCAACAGCUGGGCCUCCAGAGGGGAAUUCGAACCUCCUCUCUCACACACUGAUAGUCAGCCAGUGCCUUCACAGAGUCCAAAGAAAUCAACAAAAGCUCCCAACAAUGGAAACCAAGGCAUGUCAGCCUGGUUCAACCUAUUUGCAGACAUGGAUCCGCUUUCAAACCCAGAUGCCAUUGGACACUCGGAUGAUGAACUUCUUAAUGCUUGACUGGAGUUCCGAUGCCACUUUGGAGUCCUUGAGACAUCAGUUUCUCCACAUGUUGCCUUUGUGGAGAGGAGUUCAUAUUGAAUCCAUUCACAAAAGCAUUGCUUGUGAAUAUAACCCUUGUCAGCCAGCUUUAGACAGAUGGUAAGGGCCACAUUUGAAUACACUUGUCUCUUUAAUAUCUUGGAUUUGCAGCUGUUGAUAAUAUGUGGAAAAUAUUAGAAACUACUUAGUUUGAAAUAGAUUUAGAAGUUUAUUUUGAAAGAACAGCUGGGAAGAAUUCUUCCGUAAGGGGUUGGGCUUCUUUCUCUGGAGAGCCUUUUAUUCAAGCUGCUUUGCUGCUGUGAGAAUUCUUUAUGUGGAUAACAGACAGCAAGUAAAUUGGGUUGUGGUGUAGGGCUGGAUUUUAAAUAAAACAGUGGCGAGGAUAAUAACUUCUCUGUUAUGGAAAACAGCACUAGAAC
Eptesicus fuscus (big brown bat) is the source of this 2051-nucleotide messenger RNA. RefSeq names its product islet cell autoantigen 1 like (gene ICA1L). Gene Ontology annotation, biological process: regulation of transport. Gene Ontology annotation, molecular function: protein domain specific binding. The transcript has 13 exons. Gene Ontology annotation, cellular component: Golgi apparatus. The record is from RefSeq and is a predicted model, not a curated record. Lineage: Eukaryota; Metazoa; Chordata; Mammalia; Chiroptera; Vespertilionidae. The coding region runs from base 229 to 1590 and encodes 453 amino acids.